This is a messenger RNA of Vidua chalybeata, 9933 nucleotides long. RefSeq names its product kinesin family member 13B (gene KIF13B). Gene Ontology annotation, cellular component: adherens junction. Bases 31 to 5817 code for a protein of 1928 amino acids. Gene Ontology annotation, biological process: microtubule-based movement; regulation of protein localization. The transcript is spliced from 40 exons. Gene Ontology annotation, molecular function: microtubule motor activity; cell adhesion molecule binding; microtubule binding. The record is from RefSeq and is a predicted model, not a curated record. NCBI's taxonomy places the organism in Eukaryota, Metazoa, Chordata, Aves, Passeriformes, Viduidae.
CGGGGGAGCCGCGAAGGCUGGAGCGGCAGGAUGGGGGACUCCAAAGUGAAGGUGGCGGUGCGUGUCCGCCCCAUGAACCGGCGAGAGCUUGAUCUGCAUACAAAAUGUGUGGUGGAUGUGGAUGCAAACAAGGUUAUUCUUCACCCCGUAAACACCAACCUUUCAAAAGGAGAUGCCAGCAGAACUCACCCAAAGGUGUUUGCAUAUGAUCACUGCUUUUGGUCUAUGGAUGAAUCUGUCAAAGAAAAAUAUGCAGGUCAAGAUGUUGUUUUCAAGUGCCUUGGAGAGAAUAUUCUUCAGAAUGCCUUUGAAGGCUACAACGCUUGUAUCUUUGCCUAUGGGCAAACGGGGUCUGGAAAGUCCUACACCAUGAUGGGUACUGCUGAUCAGCCUGGAUUAAUCCCUAGACUUUGCAGUGGACUCUUUGAAAGAGCGCAGAAAGAAGAAAAUGAAGAGCAGAGUUUCAAAGUGGAAGUAUCCUACAUGGAGAUUUACAAUGAGAAAGUCAGAGAUCUCCUUGACCCCAAAGGAAGCCGUCAGUCAUUAAAGGUUAGAGAACACAGUGUUUAUGGCCCUUACGUAGAUGGCCUAUCCAAACUAGCUGUUGCUAGCUACAAGGACAUCGAGUCCUUGAUGUCUGAGGGCAACAAGUCUCGGACAGUGGCUGCCACCAACAUGAAUGAGGAGAGCAGUCGGUCCCACGCGGUCUUCAAGAUCAUCCUCACCCACACCCUCUAUGAUGUGCAAUCAGGGACAUCAGGUGAGAAGGUGGGCAAGCUCAGCCUGGUGGACUUGGCAGGUAGUGAAAGGGCAACUAAAACUGGUGCUGCAGGAGACAGGCUGAAAGAAGGAAGCAACAUUAACAAAUCCCUCACGACUCUGGGGCUGGUUAUUUCUGCCCUGGCAGAUCAGGCUGCUGGCAAGAACAAGAACAAAUUUGUUCCAUAUCGUGAUUCUGUGCUCACUUGGUUACUUAAAGACAGCCUCGGGGGCAACAGCAAGACGGCCAUGGUGGCCACGGUGAGCCCAGCGGCCGACAACUACGACGAGACGCUGUCGACGCUGCGCUACGCGGACAGGGCCAAGAACAUCGUCAACCAUGCCGUGGUCAACGAGGACCCCAACGCCCGCAUCAUCCGCGAGCUCCGCGAGGAGGUGGAGAAACUGCGGGAGCAGCUCACCAAGGCCGAGGCUAUGAAAUCACCAGAAUUGAAAGAACGAUUGGAGGAAUCAGAAAAGUUGAUUCAGGAGAUGACUGUGACCUGGGAAGAAAAACUACGAAAAACUGAGGAGAUAGCUCAGGAGCGUCAGAAACAGCUGGAAAGCCUUGGCAUAUCCCUGCAGUCCUCUGGAAUAAAAGUUGGGGAUAAUAAGUGCUUCCUGGUUAAUUUGAAUGCAGAUCCAGCUCUCAAUGAACUCCUGGUGUACUAUUUAAAGGAGCACACGUUAAUCGGCUCAGACAACUCUCAAGAUAUCCAGCUGUGUGGAAUGGGAAUUCUUCCUGAGCACUGCAUCAUAGACAUCACCCCAGAAGGCCAGGUUAUGCUGACCCCUCAAAAAAAUACCAGGACAUUUGUAAAUGGCUCUGCUGUCGUGUGUCCCAUCCAGCUGCACCAUGGAGACAGAAUCCUGUGGGGAAACAACCACUUCUUCAGGCUGAAUUUGCCAAAGAAGAAAAAGAAGGCAGAUCAUGAGGAUGAGGAGCGGGACAACUCCAUGAAGUGCAGUAACAGUGUGGAGCAGCUGGAUAUAGAUGGAGACAAUUCCAGUGAGGUGUCCAGUGAGAUUAACUUCAGCUACGAAUAUGCCCAGAUGGAAGUCACCAUGAAGGCUCUUGGUAGUAAUGACCCAAUGCAGUCAAUCCUGCAAAGCCUGGAGCAGCAGCACGAGGAGGAGAAGAGGUCAGCUCUGGAGAGGCAGAGGCUGAUGUACGAGCACGAGCUGGAGCAGCUGCGGCGGCGGCUCUCGCCCGAGAAGCAGCAUUUCCGCAGCAUGGACAGGUUCUCCUUCCACUCCCCCAGUGCCCAGCAGCGCCUCAGGCAGUGGGCAGAGGAGAGAGAAGAAAUGCUGACCCACAGCCUGAGGAAGCUGCGAGAGCAGAUUGUUAAAGCCAAUUUGUAUGUGAGAGAAGCCAAUUUUAUCGGAGAGGAACUGGACAAGAGGACAGAGUACAAAGUGACCCUUCAGAUCCCAGCUUCAAGCCUUAAUGCCAACAGCAAGAGAGGUGCAAUUCUCAGCGAGCCUGCAAUCCAGGUGAGGAGGAAAGGGAAAGGCAAACAGAUCUGGUCACUGGAAAAGCUGGAGAAUCGACUGGUGGAUAUGAGGGACCUUUACCAGGAGUGGAAAGACUGUGAGGAAGACAAUCCAGUGAUGAGAGCUUAUUUCAGGAGAGCUGAUCCCUUCUACGACGAGCAGGAAAACCACAGCCUUAUUGGAGUAGCCAAUGUUUUCCUUGAGUGCCUGUUCUAUGAUGUGAAACUUCAAUAUGCUGUUCCAAUCAUCAAUCAGAAGGGAGAGGUUUCGGGUCGUCUCCACGUGGAAGUUGUUCGAGUGAGCGGGGAAAUCGAUGACAGGCUGGUGGGAGGUGAGGACAGUCCUGACUACUCAAAUGAAAAUGACAUCCAGGAGAGAAAACUUGUCUGCAGGAUCAAAAUACUUCAAGCUACAGGUUUGCCACAGCACCUGUCCAACUUUGUGUUCUGCAAAUACACAUUCUGGGAUCAAGUGGAGCCAGUUAUUGUUGCACCUGAGGUGGAUCCUUCCCAGUCUUCCAUCAGCAAGGAGCCACGGUGCAUGGUUGUCUUCGACCACUGCAAUGAGGUUUCUGUGAACAUUUCUGAAGACUUCAUGGAACAUCUUUAUGAUGGUGCUUUGGCCAUUGAAGUUUAUGGACACAAGCAGAGUGGUGACCGAAAAAACCCAGCCCUGUGGGAUUUGGGAAUCAUUCAAGCCAAAACACGCAGCCUUCGGGACAGGUGGAGUGAGGUGACCCGCAAAGUGGAGCUGUGGGUUCAGGUCCUGGAGCUGAAUGAGAACGGGGAGUACUGCCCAGUUGAGGUGACCCCUGCCAAGGACGUCAGCACAGGAGGCAUCUUCCAGCUCAGACAGGGGCAAUCUCGACGAAUCCAGGUUGAAGUGAAAUCUGUGCAGGAAUCUGGGACCUUGCCACUGAUGGAGGAAUCCAUAUUAUCUGUUGGCGUUGGCUGUGUUCAAAUAAAGCAUAUCAAGUCACAAAAUUAUCAGGAAGAAGAGGAUGAAAUGGACAGUUAUCAGGACAGGGACUUGGAGAGGCUCCGUCGGAAGUGGCUCUGUGCCUUAACAAAGCGCCAGGAGUACCUUGAUCAGCAGCUGCAGAAACUCGUGGGGAAGCCUGAUAAGACAGAGGACGACGCUGAUCGGGAGGCUCAGCUGUUGGAGAUGAGGCUGACCCUCACGGAAGAAAGGAAUGCUGUGAUGGUUCCUUCUGCUGGCAGUGGGAUCCCUGGAGCUCCAGCAGAGUGGACUCCUGUGGCUGGUAUGGAAACUCACAUUCCCGUUAUAUUCCUUGACUUGAAUGCUGAUGACUUCAGCUCCCAGGAUAACCUGGAUGACCCAGAGGCAGGAGGCUGGGAUGCUACUCUGGUGGCAGAGGAGGAGGAGGAAUUCUUUGAGCUGCAGAUUGUGAAGCAUCACGAUAGUGAGGUGAAAGCAGAAGCCUCAUGGGACUCCACAGUCCACGACUGCAUCCAGCUCAGCAAGGGGACGGCGGCAGAGGAGAGGGUUUACCUGAUUGUCAGAGCCACUGUCCAGCUCAGCCACCCUGCAGAGAUGCAGCUGGUGCUGCGCAAGCGCAUCUGUGUCAACGUCUAUGGCAGACAGGGUUUUGCACAGAGUUUCCUGCGAAGGAUGUCCCCCCGAAGUUCCAUCCCUGGCUGUGGCGUCACUUUUGAGAUAGUCUCAAACAUUCCAGAGGACGCUCAGGGGGCUGAGGAGCGGGAGGCACUGGCCAGGAUGGCAGCAAAUGUGGAAGAUGCAGCUUCAGCUGACUCUGAAGCCUACAUUGAGAAGUACCUGCGGAGCGUCCUGGCCGUGGAGAACAUCCUCACCCUGGACCGGCUGCGCCAGGAAGUUGCUGUAAAGGAGCAGCUGAUGGGAAAAGGAAAACUCUGCCGCAGGAGCCUGAGCUCCCCCAACGUGAAUCGGCUUUCUGCAAGCCGCCAGGAUUUAGCCCCCCCUUACAACCUGAGCAGUAACAGGGGUCGAUGGGAGAGUCAGCAAGAUGUGUCCCAAGGUGCCACAAACUCCAGUAGAGGCAUUAGUCCAUCUCGUACCUCCCUGCCAGGCUCUGGGCAACAGAACCACUCCCCUGACCCAGGUAUUGGUAGCCUGGCUGCUUCCUACCUGAAUCCUGUCAAGUCCUUCGUGCCUCAGAUGCCAAAGCUGCUGAAGUCCCUGUUCCCUGUUAGAGAUGAGAAAAAGGGCAGGCAGAGCUCUCCCCUUGCACAGCAGGCUGUCCCACGAAUUAUGGUUCAGUCAGCCAGUCUGGAGGCCAGUGCUGCAAGGAUAAAACAGAUGAACCAAGAGGAAGCAGCAAAGCAGCCGCUGGAAAAUGUGGCGCAGACGCCCGAGGCGGACAAGAGUCUGGAGAAGACACCCAAAGUGCCUUUGCAGCAGCCCACAGGGGACACCCAGGCCCAGGACUGCCAGGAGGGACCUCCAAGCCCCCUGAGUGAAGCCUCCAGUGGAUAUUUUUCCCACAGUGUCUCCACAGCCACCCUCUCCGAGGCCCUGGCUGGGGGAAGCGAUGCUGUGGCUCAGCCGGGAGGUCCAACACCUGCGGGGAGUGACUCCCCUGCUCCUGCAGUGGCUCAGGUCCCUUCUGACGUGCAGGACAGGGCUUCUGAGAGCUCUCUGGCCACAAAGAGGGAGAAUCCCCCCACCUUCAGCCUUCCAAGUGCUCCCCCCAGGCCGAGGGACAGCCCCGAAGUGAAUGGAAAGUCUUGCACUUCUCCUUGUCCCAGCGAGCAGGGAAACGACGCCUCUGCAGCCACUGAUGCAAAACCUUUUCUCUCUACCUCCACUCCAAAGGAGUCAAUAUCCAAACAAUCAGUGGAGUCAGCAGGACAAGCCAGGAAAAAGGAAACUUCCACUGGGGCUUCAGAACUGGGGUGUCCCAAAGCUCAUCCCGACCAGCCCAGCGCUGCAGCCUCCCCCUUCAAAAUCCAGAAGGUGAAAACAUCGGAGCUGAGAUCCUUUACCAGCAUGCUGGGAUCAGAUCCCACGAGUUCCCUGGGCACAGAAGAGCAGCAGGAAGGAGAAAAGACCACGUCCAGUGCCCGUGGACUAAACCACAACGGGUCGGAGACAGCAGAGGAAAAACUGGAGGUGAUUUCUGACUCUGAAGAUGCCAACGAAAUUCCCGAGUGGCUGAAAGAGGGAGAAUAUGUCACAGUUGGCACCAAUAAGACGGGCACUGUUAGGUACAUUGGGCCCACAGACUUCCAGGAAGGAACGUGGGUUGGUGUGGAGCUGGAUUUGCCUUCAGGCAAGAACGACGGCUCCAUCGGGGGGAAGCAGUAUUUCAGGUGUAACCCAGGCUAUGGAUUGCUGGUGAAGCCGGGCAGGGUCAGGAGGGCCACGGGCCCGGCGCGGCGCCGCAGCACCGGCCUGAGGCUGCAGGGAGCGGCCGGCACCGAGAACAGGAGGAGCGGGAACUUCUCCGGGUCAGCCUCCAACCUGGCCUCCCUCACAGCCCUGGCCAAGUCGGAAGGAGGAUCCACGCUGAGACUGGAGAAGAGCCAGAAAAACGCGGAGAACAGGAAAUCCUGGGCAAACUGAGAGAUAGAUCCCAGCCCAGCAAACGCCUUGGGACGUGGCUGGGGGAGCCGGUGGCUUCGGGAAGCGAAACCAACCGUCCCAACUUCCAGUUGGUGGCAAACACUAAUGAAGGGUUUGUUCUCUCUGCUCUGGGUGAUUGACAUGAUAAUUCUUUGCCUCGACGUGGUGCUGGAUCCUUCGUUUCCUGUCCCAAGUCCUGACGCCUCCGGGGGCAACCGACGGCAGCCGGGGCCAGCGCACGGCGCUGGGUGGGUGUAAUGAGCUCCUUCUCUUCCUCCUUUCAGAGGGAAAUUGGUCAAACCACAGAUUCCCAACAGCCACGAAAUCCUCCCCAGGCACCAGUGCUUCCCUGGAAGUGCAGGGCAGUUCCUGAAGAACCUCCCCACAGUAACAGCUCUGUUGUAAUUCCGUAAGAGCUGUGUCAGUAUCGUGUAAUCCUCCCUGAAAGGGCAAGGUGGGAAUGAUUCCAGAUGGGCAGAAAAGUGAAAGUAGAACUUUGUUUGGAGAUAAAGAACCCCUAAAGUCCCUUUAUUUAAAGAAGCAGCAGCCCUUGGGUUAUGUGGCUGGGACUAGUGCCUGUUUGGAUCACUGCCCCGUUAUCCCACUCUCCUGUGGAAAGCAGUGUGGUCUUCCCCGCUGGUUUGUUGGGAAUGGGAGAAAGCCCGUGGCCAGCUCUGUCCUAUUUUUGAUUUUUGACCCAUUUAAUGUUUGCUCUCACCAUGACAGGAUCCACUCUCUCACUUGCCCCAGAGUGGCAGAACCUUCUCCUUGAUUCCUCCCUGUGAGCCAAGAGAAUUUUUGCAGAGGUGUCAGCACUGAAGUGCUUCCCUGUUCCCACCCAGCCUUUGGAGACACUCGGAAUUUUGCCAAGCAGGGUGUCUCUGUCCUCGUAACAGGAUCAAUCCAGUCUAUUUAUUUUUAUUUAUUCUUUUAAAACAUGAAAUGUUUGCGCUUUACAAUCAUCCCCUGCCGGGCGCUGCACAGAGGAGCUCUCCCAGCACCAUCCUGAGUGCCGAUCCAAAGAGGAGGUGCCUCUGUCUCCCCCAGAACCAGCCUCUCUCUUGGAAAGGGGGAGAUUUGGGCUGGCUUUUAUAAAACUUGAUUUUAUUUGUGGCUGGUUUUUAGCUGCCUGUGGCACAGGGGACGUAUCCCUGUCCACGUGUCCAUGCACAGAUCGGCUGACGCUUGUUUUCCUGUCAAAUCCUGAAAAGCCACAGAUUUUUCUAUCCUGAGCUGUUUAUAUCAUGUUUAGUCAUCACAGGGGGAUUGGACAGCCUGAGCAAUAGAUGUUUUAGCUACAUGGGGACUAUUUAGGAUGCUAAAUUAAUGAUUAAACUUUAAUAUCUCUCCAGUUGCUGCCCGUGGGUAUCCAAGUGCCUUAAACAUCUGGUUCCGAGGUCCAAGGGAAAGCUCCAUUGGUAUCAAAGGAGAUAGGGAUGCUUAGUGAAGGAGAUAAUUAUGCUGAUUUACUGUAAUUAAUAUCAUUUAUGCAGAAGGAAUAAAAUUAAAAUAGAAACUAAUCUGUAGCAGAAAUAAGCGGGCUGGGUUCUGAUGCAGCCUGCGUAGAACUGCCAGGGGUUGUGUAUCCUUCCAGCUUGGUGUAAGUAGUUUCAGUGUUUCCUAAAUUUUCCUCAAGAAAUCUUAAUAUAAAAUGUACAGAGCAGCUUUUUAAAGAUAUUUUUAGUGUACAGUUUCCCCUCUUUUUCCCUUUGCACGAAGCUCCUGUCCAUCCAAGCCACGAUGGGGGAGGAAUUUGGUAGUAAAGAAUUCUGAUGCUGAAAUCUUGGGUUUUAAAAUUAAAACUGGUUUUAUGAACACAACCCAUACAGUGAAACUCUUUGUUUUAGGGUCUGAGGAGUCUUGCCAAUGAAAGACCACCCACUAAUUAAUUUGAUGCCUCUUACACUUACAGUUAGCCUUGUUGGCUCUCUGAACUCCACCCUGACCGUGUUUUUAAUUGCACUUUGUUCUGAUGUGCUGCCGGAAGAAGCUGAUGUGAAGCAGCCCCUCCCCAGAGUUGUGUGUUUUUAGUCUCAGCAUUUCAGAUACUUGGUUUUAGGGAUGUUUUUAAAACUCCUCCAUGUUUGCUCGGUGGCCCCUUUGGGGGAGAUGUGAAGGGAGGAACCUCCAAGUCCUUCUGAAGCCUCUUUUCUUGUGCUGCUGCCUGGGAGCCCAGGAUUUCCCCAGGGCCCAUGAAAAGGUGUCCAGGCUGCAGGAGAGAAGGGGAGGAGCAGAAGGAGCUGGGUGGGUGGUUCCCUGUUUCUGCUGCUGGUUAUAAACUCCUCUGGCCUGUUUGGGCUCCAGCCCUGGCCGUGGUUUGGUGUUUGCCCACCUGGGACACGUGGCCAGAGGCUGAUCCGACUGCUCCAGGCAGAAUUCCCUCUCCAACCACUCUCAGUUGUGCUGCAGAACCACGGAGAGGGGUGUGAAGGGUGCUUUGAGCAGCCCACACCUGCUGGGAUAAGUAUGGGAUGUCCCUCCUCUGGGAUAACAGGUCCUGGAAGGAAAUCUGUUCAGUAGGGCUGGGGUGAUUCCAGGAAGAGCACGAGGAGCCCGCGGUGCCUUCGUGGACGGAGGACCUUGCUCAGAGCUCUCUUGGUUUCACCAUUUCCUCUGACUUUGGAAAGAAAACCUCUCCUCAAAUUGUACCCCAAAAUCACCCUGAUGCAGCACAAGGUCCUGAAAGCCAAAAACAUCCAAUUUGGCCGUGAGGGUGUCCCUGGAGGAUUCCCUGACUCUCUCCUGCUCCCUCACAGCUUUCCUGGGCACGUGAGGUGUUUUCUAAGGGCGUUUUUCAAAUUUUUGGCACAGUGAGUGCACGUUCCUCUACUCAAAGCCAUCUGUUACUUUGCCCCAUCUAAGCAAACCAGAAAAGAGCUAACCAGAAAAGAGGUAAAAGUCAUCAUGGAGGUAAUAAUAUCUAUUUUUUACUGAUAAUAUUAGAAAAGCUCUACUCUCAGCCUAAAGGAGGAGGUGCUCUUAACUGGAACCGCCCAGCACUGAGGCUGGUCUGUGAAUCGCUAUGCAGAUUUUUCCAAGAUUUUCAUGCACUUUAUACAGGGAGGAAGAAUACGUAAUGCAGGAGAGUGUCAUUUGUAUCGAGUGUCUCAUCUCCUCUGGUGUCUCUCGGGGGUUCAGUGCUGCUGGCUGUAUCCCUCAUUUGGGGGUGGGUCUCAGAUUCUUGGAAAAUGGUGCUGGUGGCUUGGAAAGGCUCCAUCCCCCACUGCAUUUGCAAGGCUGAGGGUCCCUCCUCGCGAAUGGGGUGUCUGUGGCACCAAGCCAGCCAAGAGGAGGCUGCUCAGAGGGACUUUUUGGGGUUUUCUCAAGCCAAGCCACGCCUUUUUCCUGUGUUAGGUUCAGCUCUUGAGUUGUUUUGAUCUCCAUGUCCGAAAUCAAGCCUGUUCACCCCGAGGUUUUGGCCCUUUGCUGUUCCAUGAUGUUGUUGAGUUGAGGAAAACGAACAGAAGCAAAUUCUGUGUGGUGACACCGCCCAGGUCCUUGAACAGAGGGGUUUGUCCAUGGUUUGGGGUGGAAUGUUUGACACCCCCGUGCUCUCCUACAAAGGCAGAACCCCCUCAUUCCUCCCCACAGUGGUGGAACCCCACUGAGCAAGGCCUGGGGGUUGUCCAGUCCUGUCCAUGGUGGUGUUCCCGUUGUCCCACCGCCAGUUCCUCGGUUCUUUGCACAACAUUUCGUUUUCCCAGUGCCUUAUCCCGGGGCCAGCAGCUGAGGGCUGGGCGGCCUUGGGGUGCCUGGAUUUUAGGGAAUGAGGCGGUGAGGAACGGUGUGGGCUGGUCACACUUCACAACACCUCGAGUGGGGUCACGAUCAAGUGUCUUGUUCCUCCAUCUCCCGUCUCCAUCUUUGGUUUCUGCCCUCUCCACCGUUCCCAAACCGCGAUCCCGUUGGGUUCCCUGGGAGCCGGUCCCAGCUCGUGUGGCCCUGCCAGGGUCAGACUCUGCAGGGGCUCCGCGUACUUUAAAAUGAGCUGAAAUCCAAAGAGACUUUGUAAUGAGCUGUAAAGUUUUUAAUUAUUUCUGUACCAUACUAAAUGAUGUAAUAUUGUAUCAUACGUGCGAUGCCGCCUGCAGGACCUGAAUAAACGUCUUCUUUAGA